UGAACGCAGACGACUUCCUGUGUUCAGGAGUGUGAUAUAGGAGUGUGUCUCUGUCCCUUACACACACACACACACACACACACUCACACUGUAGGACAGUGUAACCGGAUCUACACGUUUAUCUCCUGUGUUUCUGAGCCUGAAGUCUGAUGUGAUGGAAACACUGUAGUUAUCUGGAACAGACAAAACUAAUAAACCAGGAGCGCUGGAUUACAUACAUGUGUGUUAUUGUAAGGACUGCGAUGGUCGAUGGCAUCAUGAUCCUCCUGCUUGUGGCCUUGAUAGUUUUACCAGCUGCCAGUGUGGAAGAUAAAGCAACGGUGAAUGACUUUGAGUGUGUGUGCGAGGGGCAGUCAUGCGGCAGCGACGGCCGCUGCUUUGGCCAGCAGUGCUUCUCGUCGGUCUCCAUCCGGAACGGGACGGGCCUGCGACAGAAGGGGUGCAUUGUGAGUGUGGAGGAAGAGGCAGUACAGUGCGGAAGCUCCCUGCUGGAGUCUGGCGUCAUGGUGCAGUGCUGCCAGGGAACACUGUGCAACAGCAACCUUACUGUAGAGAUGCCAAGCUCAGACUCCAGACAGCAGGUGUGUGUGUGUGACGGAGUGGAGUGUGCGGGUGGAGGGCGGUGUGUAGGAGAGCAGUGUUUCUCCUCCGUCACAGUCACCAACGGAAACCAGCAGCACCGUAAAGGCUGUUUCUCUGCCUCUCAGGGGCAGAGGGGCGGGGCUAACUGUGACACACCCACCUCACCUGAUAGUAUCGUUAACUGUUGCACAGGCCACCUGUGUAACGCCAACAUUACAGUGGAUCCCCCAGCUAGAGACGCGGACGCGAAACUGCUUCCAAAAGAGCACGAAUGUGUGUGUGAGGGCCGGUCUUGCGUGACGGGCCAGCGGUGUACGGGACAGCAGUGUUUCUCGUCUCUGACCGUGAGUGACGGCGUGCUGGUCCAUCAGAAGGGCUGCUUCACUGUGUACGAGCAGGGUCGCAUGACCUGCAAAACCCCACCCUCACCUGACCAGAUUGUCGAGUGCUGCCAGUCUCACCUGUGUAAUAUGAACCUCAGCGUGGCUCUGCCUGUCCGAGUGGUAGAGGGUCCUAACUAUAGUGUAACCACGUUGGUCAUCGUAAUCGUGGCUCCAGUGAUUGUCCUCAUUAUCCUGUCUACGGUGGCCAUCUUGAUCUUCCGUCGAAUCCAUCGGAACCAGAUGGAGCGGCUGACGGCACGCGACGCCGAGUACGGAACCAUCGACGGACUUAUUGCAUCCAACGUUGGAGAAAGCACACUCGCGGAUCUGUUGGAUCACUCAUGCACAUCAGGCAGCGGUUCAGGACUACCGUUCCUGGUACAGAGAACAGUCGCCAGACAGAUUACACUGAACGAGUGUGUGGGGAAAGGGCGCUAUGGAGAGGUGUGGAGAGGUCAGUGGCAGGGUGAGAACGUAGCUGUGAAAAUAUUCUCCUCCCGAGACGAGAAGUCCUGGUUCCGUGAGACUGAGAUCUACAACACGGUUCUGCUGAGGCAUGAGAACAUUCUGGGCUUUAUUGCAUCCGACAUGACGUCUCGUAACUCUAGCACUCAGCUGUGGCUGAUCACACAUUAUCACGAGAUGGGUUCCCUGUAUGAUUAUCUGCAGCUCAGCACGCUGGAUGCCCCGGCCUGCCUGAGGAUGGCGCUGUCCAUCGCCAGCGGCCUGGCGCACCUGCACGUAGAGAUCUUCGGCACACAGGGAAAGCCAGCCAUAGCUCACAGAGACCUGAAAAGCAAGAAUAUCUUGGUGAAUAAGAACGGCCAGUGUUGCAUCGCUGACCUCGGCCUGGCUGUGAUGCAUUACCAGGACACUAAUGAGCUGGAUGUCGGGAAUAACCCUAAAGUAGGCACCAAACGGUACAUGGCACCCGAGGUGCUUGAUGAUUCCAUACAAGUGGACUGCUUCGAGUCAUACAAACGAGUGGACAUCUGGGCUUUCGGCCUUGUGCUGUGGGAGAUCGCCAGACGCACCAUCAGCAACGGUAUUGUAGAAGACUACAAACCUCCCUUCCAUGAUGUAGUGCCUAGUGACCCCAGCUUCGAGGACAUGAAAAAGGUGGUGUGUAUAGACCAGCAAAGACCCAACAUCCCUAACAGAUGGUUCUCAGAUUCUACUUUAACAUCCAUCGCCAAACUCAUGAAAGAGUGCUGGUACCAGAACCCCUCGGCGAGGCUCACGGCUUUGCGCAUUAAAAAGACUUUGACAAAAAUCGAUAACUCUUUGGACAAAAUUAAAGCGGACAUUUGAACUCUUUUCAUAUGGAAGAUCCUCAAAGGCCUUUAUAAUGUCCAGUGUUUGACUCGUCCGGGGAUCCAGGAAAAACAAUCAAACAAACAAAAAAGGGACCGCGCGGGCACAGUGCUCUCUUAGAGGCACAAUGUAUUUAUUUUAAAACAUACAUUUGGACAUGUUUUGGCAUCCAAAGAUGGCACAGAGGGCAUUUAUUAAAGACUGCAGAUAUGUGACCUAGCUGUCACAGAGACUGUCACUGUAGCAAGACCUGGAAAGAAGAAAGUCGCUUUAGAGCUCCAGUUUACUUCUAAUGCAGCUUUGAUUUUUUAGAACUGUCUGGAAACGACGUCUUUCGUUCAGCAAUAUUGUCCGUGCUUCUUUUUGAUUAAUUGCACUGGCAGUCGCUGGCAUUCCUUACUUGCACUGUUACGGAAGAAUUUGGAGGCGAAAAGACGACAAUUUGCCAAAAAAAAGGCUGAAUUUUAUAUUCCACUAGCAUCGUAUCCUUAUCCAUUAUCAACCACAGAGAUAACGCAAGCAACUUUUAGUUUUAUGUUACAGUCUUUUUUGUUGUUUUCUUGUGCACUGCCGUUUACAGUAUAAUGAUAAAAAAAGAGCAUCUCUGCCUUCAUUCAUGUCACUCGAGCUGUAAUUUAUUCAACUUUACGUUUUUGAACAGUACAAUAGCCACUGUUAUGCCUGAAAUGUUUCAUGUGUCACAGAUUUUUUUUGUAUUAUUGAGCAUUUAGAUAUUUCCCUUUUGUUUGUUUCAUAAGCUUUAACAGUAUAGAUGCUAAAUAAAGUAAAUAAAAAAGAUUCUUAACUCAAAAACAUUAGGCAAUGCCUGUAAACUGUUUAUAAAUGAAUAUGUGCACUGGCCACACAACUUGUUUAAAAAAAUGUUGGGUUAUUUUAUUUCCAAUUUAAAUAUAAUUUUACUGUAGUAAUUAAGACAAUAUAUAUUUCACCCUAAAAUUAUAUUUAUGAUGUAAUAAUUAGCAGAUUUCAUCAUAAAACCGAUUACUUGAA
Molecule: messenger RNA, 3290 nt
Organism: Tachysurus fulvidraco (yellow catfish)
Lineage: Eukaryota; Metazoa; Chordata; Actinopteri; Siluriformes; Bagridae
Product: activin receptor type-1
Exons: 12
Coding region: 219-2276 (685 amino acids)
Biological process (GO): cellular response to growth factor stimulus; dorsal/ventral pattern formation; BMP signaling pathway
Cellular component (GO): BMP receptor complex; plasma membrane
Molecular function (GO): ATP binding; transforming growth factor beta receptor activity, type I; SMAD binding
Source: RefSeq, a predicted model, not a curated record